GUGCAGACAGACACAAGUUGAAACUUUUCUAUUAAUAGUAAGCGUGAGAUGCGCGCGCGCAGGAGUCGCCAUUGACCGGCUGCGGCGGGCUGUUUCUCUUCAAUUUUAAGUUAUGAUGAGCUCUGAGAGACGCGGGGCGGCGCCUGCGCACGUUAGCAAGCGGCUGUACGCCACGAUCGGCCUUUUUAUCGGAGUUAUUUGUGUUUUCGGAGGGUACAUGUUGGGCCGCAUGACCCUUCCGGAAAUCAGAAGAAGCAAUGAUGUGAUACCUCUGAACCUGACUGUUGCAGCCGACAGCCUGUUCAAGAAGGCCAAGCGGAUAUCACCCAAGGUAAUCCAUCACAACGACCCAGAAAAAAUACAAGCCAAGCUUUUCUCCAUAUUUCAAUGUCAGGCUGAAUGCGGGACCAUCAAUAAAUAUAAUUUAGGUGAUUACGUUAAGAGUUCCAUUAACCACGAAGUUGUAAAGUUAAUGAAAUCAAUUAAUAAUGCAACGACAUAUUUGGAUUCGUUAAGAUGACAUUAUGUAUCUACCUAAUUACUUUUUGCCUAAUAAUUAUUGUGAUACUAAACUGAUAAUACCUAAUAAUAGCAGCAAUGUAUUGAUUAAAAACUAAG
Messenger RNA from Amyelois transitella, 618 nucleotides. RefSeq lists its product as uncharacterized. The record is from RefSeq and is a predicted model, not a curated record. The transcript is spliced from 2 exons. Lineage: Eukaryota; Metazoa; Arthropoda; Insecta; Lepidoptera; Pyralidae. The coding region runs from base 113 to 520 and encodes 135 amino acids.